This is a messenger RNA of Cylindrotheca closterium, 2412 nucleotides long. Lineage: Eukaryota; Bacillariophyta; Bacillariophyceae; Bacillariales; Bacillariaceae. The record is from the annotation of a GenBank genome assembly.
AUGGAGUUCUCUCUUCAAGAUCAGAUGAAGCUUCGCCGAGUCUUCUAUCUUGUUCCUGCUAAUCCUAACGCAGGCCUUACAUCAAUGAGUCUGGGACUCUUCCGUGCACUGGAUCGCCAAGGUCUUCCUGUUGGAUUCUUCAAGCCCAUACGCCAGCCAACGGAAACUGGCAAAGAACGUUCGACGCAUUUUCUGCGUGCAACUGGAAUCAGUCAUCCUAUUGAGCCCCUGUCAUUUCAUCACGCGCAAGAUCUGUUAAAGUCGGGAAAGGAAGGGAGACUAUUGCAGGACGUAGUAGAGCUUUUCGAAAAGGGGUGCUCAAAUGAGCACCAUGCCAACUCUGUUUUUGUGGUCGAAGGAUUACAACCAACAGCCGAACAACCAGAGUUGGAUCACUUGAACCACUUAAUCAUCAAAGCACUGAAUGCAGAAGUCAUAAUUGUUUCAAAUCUUCCAAAGAAAGGAACAGAAAUCGAUUUGGAAACCUUCCAAGACCGACUCCGCGAAAUAGCAUUUCCAUACGGAGGAUUGGAAGAUUCGAACGUGCUAGGAUGCAUUAUCAACAAAUACAAUGCCCCAGAAUCUCCAUUCAUGAAAAAGGCUCCGACGUUAGAUCCCCUCUACAAAGAUCCUACCGAAAUCUUGAAGAAAUGUGAGGUAUUCCAUGGAGACUGUAGCCUUCUGGGUGUCAUCCCGUGGGACUUUAAAAUAUCAAGUCCGAGAACUUCAGAUCUGGCCGAGCAUCUUGGUGCUUACAUCCUCAAUGAAGGAGAGAUCAAAACUCGCCGUGUGACAUCGGUCAAGAUUGUGGCGCGUUCGAUAAAGCACAUGAUUGGGCCCGUGUUGCAGCCGGGAACCUUUGUGAUUACCCCUGGUGACCGAGAUGACAUUAUCUUGGCGGUAUGCAUGGCUGCAAUAAAUGGCGUUCCUUUUGCUGGACUGGCUCUUACUGGAGACUACGAACCAGACAAGAAUGUGUUGAAUCUAUGCGAAAUGGCAUUCAAAACUGGACUUCCUCUGCUGCUAUUAUCGACUGACUCGUUUGAAUCUGCCGCGCAUGCCGCAUCUAUUGACAUGCAGGUGGCUAUUGAUGAUAUCGAGCGUAUCGAGAACAUCAUGGACUACACGGCAGAAAGACUGGACAUUUCACCUCUACUGGAUCGCAUCAAGCUUGUCAGGGAACCUCGUUUGUCUCCUGCUGCUUUCAUGUACAUGCUGGCCAAUCUCGCACGACAAAAGAAACGGCGCAUUGUAUUACCGGAAGGAACAGAACCAAGAAUCAUCCGAGCAGCAGCCAUUUGUCACGAACGCAACAUUGCACAAUGCGUUCUUAUUGGAGAUCCUACUGAUAUCCGACGUCUUGCUGAUGUCCAAGGCAUCACGCUUCCCGAUGACCUUGAGAUUGUCAACCCUGAUCAUGAAUUACGCAUGAACUAUGUCGAGCCCAUGGUGGCGUUGCGAAAACACAAAGGACUUACCUCUCCAUCAGCAUUUGCCCAAUUGGAAGAUGUGACUGUUCUCGGCACAAUGAUGCUAGCAGUGGGAGAAGUUGAUGGCUUGGUCAGUGGUGCUGUUCAUUCAACUGCCAAUACUGUCCGCCCUGCGCUACAACUGAUCAAGACUCGAAGCGAUUCCAAAUUGAUCUCUUCCAUUUUCUUCAUGUGCUUGCCCAAUCAGGUGUUGAUUUAUGGUGAUUGUGCUAUCAAUCCGGAUCCAAAUGCCGAAGAGCUUGCUGAUAUUGCGCUACAAAGUGCGGCUUCUGCGGAGUCUUUCGGCAUUGAGCCUCGUAUCGCCAUGCUCUCAUACUCGACGGGAAGCAGUGGAAAGGGUUGUGACGUUGAAAAGGUCCGAGAAGCAACUCGUAUUGCCCAAGAACGACGACCCGACCUAUUGAUUGAUGGUCCAAUGCAGUACGACGCCGCAUGUACGGCUGAAGUCGCCAUGUCCAAGGCUCCUAACUCCAAAGUGGCUGGCCGAGCCACAGUUCUUGUCUUCCCCGAUUUGAACACAGGCAAUACAACAUACAAGGCUGUGCAGAGAACAGCAAAUGUUGUGGCCGUUGGACCCAUGUUACAGGGCCUUCGACGCCCGGUUAACGAUUUGUCUCGUGGCGCGCUUGUGGAUGAUAUUGUCUACACCAUCGCAUUGACAGCAAUCCAAGCAGACAAGGCAGAGAGUGUCACGCCGGCUGUCUCCACCAAAGUUCCACCUCGAAACCUCAAGCGAACAAACAGUCUCCCUUCGCCGGAUUCGUCCGAUGACUUGCUGCUGCUACAAGAUAUUUCUAUGCAUGAUCCCUGCAAGGAUUUGCAAGAACCAAUGACUGUUCGAGAUCAUCGUAGAUCCAUGACAAGCUUUCCAGUCGUGAAACGUUCCGACGAAUCCUCUCUAUUUACAGCGAUGGGUUUCUAA